GCAUGAGCAAAGCGUAUCCCUUGAAUGCCUUUUGCUUGGGGCUCCUAACAGGGUGGGACACGUUCGGCGCUGCUAGCCGGCCAGUCGGCUUUACAUUUUGCCUUGCGCACUAUACGCGAAUUAUUUACUUGCGUAACUCCGUGAGUUUCUUCAUUGUUAGGACAGAACAGGCUUAGGCUGCAUUUCUGGAUAAGGGGUAACACAACUCGAUCAGCGUGACGGAAGACAAUGACCAGCGAGGAGCCCGCCGAGCGCAGCCCUGCUGCCACCAGCAGCGAUGCUAGCGCCCCAGAGCCAUCGCCAUCAGCCCAAAACGCGCCGGCCGCGCAAGCGCCUGUCGAUUACGUGGCCCUGUUUGAGCAAAUUAAGGACAAGCCCUGCCGGGUUGUCCAGAUCAACGAGCGGCUUGAGGGCUUCCAUGGUGGUGCGUUCCGUACGCGGGCUGACAUUUUGCAGCGCGAGCUGGAGCCCAUCUACAAGGCUGAGACGCUGGCUGAGGUUCACCAGGAGUUGGAUGCCGCGGGCCGGCGGCUGAAGCAGCUGGGCGUGUUUGACGAAGUCAACAUGCUGGUCCACGAGGAGCCGCUGAACGACCCCACCGCCUGCACCGUGGACCUCCGCUUGGAGGAGCUCAACUGGUUCAAGCUGCGCGCCGCCACCUACGUGCAGGGCGGCGAGAGCACCAUGGAAGUGGGGCUGGGGCUAGCCAACGUCACCGGCCGGGCGGAGCAGCUGCGGGCGGACGUGGAGUACGGCACGGAGAACAGUCACACGGCGGGGCUGUCGUACAACCAACCGCGCGUGGCGGGGCUGCCGCUGGCGUUGGAGGUGCGCGGCUCGCAGCUGUUCCGCAACAACCAGAAGGCCUCCUCCUUCACGGAGCAGCUGCGGGGGGCGGUGCUGGGGCUGAGGAGCAUGGACGGCUCCCGUGCCCUGGAGUACGAGCUGGGCUGGCGGCGGCUGCUGGACCCCUCGCGAUCGGCCUCACGGGCGGUCAUGGCGCAGAUGGGCGACUACCUGAAGUCCUCCCUCCGCUACACCGCCACACUGGACCGCCGGGACCCCUCCGCGGGCGGCUCCGCAGCCACCCUGGGCGGUGCAGGCUGGGCGGUCCGCUCCACCAGCGAGGUGGCGGGACUGCUGCCCUCCAGCCUGCAGGCGCUGGGGCUGGGAGCGGCUGCGGGGGCAGCAGGAGCGGGAGAAGCAGGGGCAGGGGGUGCGGGAGCAGCAGCAGCAGCGGCAGGUGGCGAGUUGCGUUUCGUUCGUCAGCAGGUUGAUGCGGUGGUGAAUGUGCCCAUGGACGACACGGGCGCGGUGGUGUUUAGCCUGGGGCUGACGGCAGGUCUGCUGCUGCCCUGGGGCGAGGGCGCCAUGGCUCGCCCCACCUGCAUCGCCGACCGGUUCUUCCUGGGGGGCCCCUCCUCGCUGCGGGGCUUCAAGUUCAAGGGAGUGGGUCCCUCCGACGUGCGCCGCCCCGCCCCGGGGCAGAGCGAGCCGCCCGCCCGGCAGGACGCGCUGGGAGGGGACGCGUACACCUCCAUCUUUGCUUCGCUCAUGUUCCAGCUGCCACACCCCGCCCUCAAGCUCAUCCGCGCGCACGGCCACGCCUUCGUGAACGGCGGCAACGUCAUCCAGCUGGCGGGCACCGGCCGCACCCCCAAGGCCCUGCUGUCUGAGAUGGGCUCCAACUUCCGCUGGUCAUGCGGGUUGGGCCUGGUGCUGCCCACCCCCGUGGGCCGCUUCGAGGCCAACUACUGCGUGGUGUUGGCGGCGCAGGAGCACGACCGAGUGAGGCGGGGGCUGCAGCUGGGCUUCGCGGCCGGCGGGUUUUGAGGAGGGGGAGAAGGAGGAGGAGGGGGUUAGGAGGAGAAGAAGGGGUAGAGAGGGGAAACGGAGCAUGUGGCAAGUUGGGGCUCCACCCUGGGAGGUAGAAGGAGGAGGUAGGAGGGACGCGGGUUGAGUUUUGGGAGUUGGGGGAAUUGAGCUUGUGAGGGCUUUGUUUGGAAGGGGCGAAAGGGCGAAAGCUGGCGGCUGUGUAACGGCUGCUGCCCGACGUGUUUUCGUGCGGGGGGGGAGAUGACGAGGGCUUGGAGGAGGGUUGGGAAUGGAUGGGUGCUGCAUGGUGAAAACUCGUGAAAUGGGGGCUUGUCGUCCUGAGGUGGGCGAUGUGGAAACCGCUAGGGAGUGAAGAGGGCUGCGGAUGGGUCGGCGAGUGGGGCUCCUCGGCUUGCUGUUGGUGCUGACGAGGCUGCUGCAAGUGUGCGGGGUCAGUGGUUGGUUGGUUGGUUGUUGUGUGUGGUGUAUCUGACGUUACUGGAGAACGUGAGGCGGGGUCUUGCGGACGCUGUGGGUACUGGGCACCCAGCUUUGAGCCAACCUUGACUUUGCGUAUGUGUUUGAGAGCAUGCAUGCAUGCUUUAGGCAAGCUGCAAAGCUGCGUGUGUGUCAACGUUACAUCAACCAG
Molecule: messenger RNA, 2464 nt
Organism: Astrephomene gubernaculifera
Lineage: Eukaryota; Viridiplantae; Chlorophyta; Chlorophyceae; Chlamydomonadales; Astrephomenaceae
Source: the annotation of a GenBank genome assembly